GAUGUCAUGGAUACAGAAAACCUGGAAGACUUUGCGAACAAAGUUGUUAAUUUCUUGAAAACGAAUGGAAAGUUUGACGAAUUCAGAAAGAAAUGUGCAAGUGAAAUAGAACAACAUGUAUCGUUUGUAAAAGCAAGGAAAGAGGUGGAAGAGUUGGUUAGACUGCGAGUUGUGAACAACAGAAAGGCAUCAUGCCCUCUAACCAAGAACCAACUUCGGCUUGAGAUAAGGACGCUCCUCUCAAAGAGAAAAGAUUUGCUGGCCGCUGCUGACUCGUCCAUCCAGUUCAGUCUCCGAAAUAACAAGGAGUUAUUCGCUACAGAAAUAAACGACGUCACUGGCCAGUUUGAAGAGGAAGAAAAAGCUGAGGCAGAAGCUAAGAAACUAGAACAAGCAGAGAAUCCAGUACAGGAAGGUCAGGAAGUAGAUAAUGCUCCUGUCACUGAAGCAACAGAAUAUCCCUCGACAGCGGACAUACCGCCACCUCCUCCCCCUCCACCUCCACCAGCCCCUGUAGCAGCGAGUACCAGACCCACUGCAGGACCACUCCCCACCAUCUCUGGAACUGACACUGCCCUCCUGAUCCAAGAGUCUGUGUUCCACAAUGAUGUGCUGAGCGGACCUUCUCACAACAACGCUGCCUCUCACUCCAUGAACAUAACUGAUCUGUUAGCUAAUGUGCAGUCCUCAGAUUUCGCAGCUCAACAGGUCAGUCCUCAGCCGAUGGAAAAGGAGCCUACUCCGAGCUAUCCUACUUAUCAUGACACUGACUCUGCGAGAGAAAUGUCACAUUCCCCAAAACAUCCUCCUGCAGAAACUAUUGUUAUCAUGUCAAAACAGGAUGUGGCUAAAGAGAUUUACAACUUCGAGAAAGAGGAGAAACAGUUCAGCCACUACAUCAAGGAAGAGGAUGACUAUGAGAAAAGCAAGUACACAGAGGAAGCAACUCGGGAGUACAAGUAUCCUGGGGAUCACUCCAGGUUAGAAUAUCCACCAGACUACAAGAGGUCUAGUGGGGGAUCUAGCUCUUACAAGUCCAGUUCUAGAAAACAUGGCGAGGAAUAUAGGGAGCGAUCAUCUAGUUCCAAACACAAGGAGAGAAGUCUGAGUCCAAGCAAGUAUGCAGAGCGCUACAAGGAAUACAGUGUACGGGACUAUGGCCACAGCAUGGACAGAAUGUUCAAAUCUCCUGAGUACUACCUUUCAAUUUCCAGGUCCAGUACAAGUCGAAGCAGCUCCAAAGAGAGUUCUAGGGACAGGAGGAAACGAGAGGAGGAAUGGUAUCAGAAAUAUGGAUACAGCUCCAAGUAUGGUCAUUUACCGUAUGGGUCACAUGCAACCGGGUCACACAAGUAUCCAGAUUCAUCUCGACGGGAAUAUUACGACAAAGAGUAUUACGAUAAGAGAAGACACGACGAUCCCCACUAUAAGUCCUCAGAUCGAUCGAAGAGUCGAGAUCAUGCCUUGUAUGAGGCUUCGAAAGGUCGUGAGUCAACUCAUGAUCCUUACAAAAUGAGAGAUGCCCUCUAUGAAGCUUCAAAAGGUCGUGAGUCAACUCAUGAUCCAUACAAAAUGAGAGAUGCUCUGUAUGAAGCUUCAAAAGGUCGUGAGUCGAUCCAUGAUCCCUACAAGAUGAGAGAUCCCGCUUAUGAAAUCUCAAAAAUCAGGCAGUCCACUGGUUCAGACUCAACAAAGUUCAAGGAACCGCCCUACGUUCCUUCAAAAUAUCAUGAGCACGAGCUCAUGAAGACAAGAGAUAGAGAACUGUUGUACAGAGACAGGAUGAAAGAGGACGCGUACAGUUCGAGUGUGGACAUAAGAGAGCGAAGAUCACAUUUAGAUAGACCUUACGAGAGUUCGGACCGGUACAGUCCAGGGGAUGUUAAACUCAAACCACCAAAGAUGCCAUCUCCUGUGAGAUCCCCAUUAGAAAAUCCCCACCCACCCAUGCCUGAGAAAUGCCACACUCCUGAAAAAUACCCAAGCCCUCCCAUUGUUCCCUUACCAGAUGAAGAGCCCUCCAGUUCGCGAAAUCAUCUUGACGAUUUACUGGAAAGAGCUAUUUCUAACAUUCCAAGAACCCCUGAAGAUCCGUCUCCCGCUUCAUCUGACAGGGACGAGGCACCCUCAAAAGAAGAAUCCACUGGUGUAGUGUCAGAAAAUAAUAUGGAUAAUCAGGCCAGGUCACCAGUAAAGCUCUCUAGUCCCAGUAAGUCUCUUCCAAGAUCACCAUUGAAACCUAUUGUUAGUGAAAUUCAGGAGGACUUGACUGAGUUUGAAAUGCAAGUAAGAGACACUAUGGUGAAUGAUAGUAGCAGGCGAGCAUUAAUCGAAUCAAUAUUACCAAAACCAAAAUAUUGUUCAAUUCUUAGGGAAACUUUCGCUGUGGCUGAUGAGGGAUCAGCUGAAAAGAGUGACGAAGAAGCAAAUGACUUCAAACGCAAAGCUUUUUAUCAUGUUGCCGAUGUGAGGGAAUCCGUUGAUCCGCUUGUAGAACCUACUAGUCCCGAGGACAUCGAGGAUUUUAAACGUGGAGCCGAUUUGAAUACAGGCCGUGAAUCUAUCACUCCUGUUUCUUUCCAUGAGAAAAAUCAGUCAAUUGAAUUCCGGCCAACUGAGUCAGAUGAUAAUGAACCUGAAGCUAAAGAAGAAUCGCUGAUCAGACAUGAUAAUCAAGACUUCCCAGUUCCGUGUUCACCGCCUUUACCUCCUCCACCACCACCGGCACCUCCUUUUAUGCAGAACAGUUCAUCAUUGCCUCCAUCUUUACCUAAACUACCCUCCCUACCAAUGCCACAAUCUAUGGCGAUCCCUCCGUCAUUACAACAAUCCUCGCCAGUGUCUUUUGCGGCGACAUCAACUCAACCUAUUGCUCGAAGUCCUCAAAGUCCUCUUACCUUGCAACAGGCCAUUGCUCAUCAGACAACAUUGGGUUCACCUCGGGGCCCCAUUUCCCCUCCUUUAAAAGCACCCAUCACUCCUCCUCUUCCUUCUCAUCCUCCUCCUCACCCUACCCCUCCAUCUCUAAAUGGUGCUAGUGGUAAAAUCAGUAAUAUUGUCGAGGACGUUAGAAAAGCGUCGCCCACUAAACCAAUUGUUCUGUUUACCACACCUAAAAAAGACAAAAUUAGUAAACCGCAUGACUCUUCAGACGCAGAAGAAGGUGAGAUAUUAUCUGAUACUGAUGAGCCUGUCGCGGCUCAGAUUUCAACAGUGAUGGAAGUUAUCCAGGAGAAGGCCAAAUCUCCAAUGCCAGAUCCUGCUGUAGCAGACACUGUUAACGAUGACGAAAUAAUUAAUGAAGAGAAUGAAGCUUCAGAUGUUCAACAAACUGAUCCCCACCCCUUACCAGAGCCUAUAUCUAAAGAACUCACGCCACAGCCUCCAGAACCCAAAGCUUUUGUUCCCGACGAAAACUUCCCGAUUCGAAGUAAACGGGAUCUUUUUAAAGCAAGAUUCUUUCAACCAGACAUGAAGAUUGAUUUUGCCAAGCCAGACCAAGUAACCGAAGUAUCAGAUAGUAAACCUGAUUCUUCUGCUGCCUCCGAGAAAGAAGACUCAGAGAAAACAACAGCUCCACCAGUAGUUGAAGCUGUGAAACCAAAUCCAGAUGAUAACAUGAGAUUUUCUAGAAAGAUGCGCUUCAAAGAAGUCCUACAACAGCACAUCAGCGAACAAGAAAACGCAAAAGAGCAACAACUGAAGGAAAGUCAACAGAAAGAUAAUUUAAAAGAGGUUGCUGCCCCAGAAUCUGGGUCUAGUUCCCAGCAAUCAGCAUCAACUGUUGAACCAGAUGUUUCUGCUGUGUCUUUGAUCGGUAAAAGAAAACGAUUCUUGAAUGAUUAUAUCGCGUCUCUUGAAUCAAACAACGCGUCUACUGAAUCAAACCCUCCACCGGCAAAAUCAUCAAAAACAGAAGAAUCCUCAGUGGAAGAAGGUCUGCCCAAACUGAGGAUAAAACCGCUCAGCGGUGGAUCAUACAUCUCCGAACCGCUAACAACUGCUGCAUCAGCACCGCCUCCUCUUCACAAAGCUAGCACUUCUCCUGAUAAAGAAAUAGUCCCUAAAUGUAUCAUCAAACUAGGUAAAACACAUUGGAAUGCGUGUGACUCUGAAAAACCAGAGAAAAGUGGCAAGAAAAAAGGGAGAGCUAGCACGCGAGCAAAUCUUCGAUCAAGAGAAGCAUCGACAGAUUCCAGUAAGUCAGAAAUUUCAGAUAAACCACGAUCAACUCGAUCGAAAAAGACAAGAAAAGCUGUCAAGACGUAUAACGUUGAUGAUGAUGAGAAACUUUCAGAUAAUUCAUUUGAGGAGGUGGACAGUUCACGUCGCUCCGGGAGGACAAGGAAAACUAUCAAGCGACUGAAUUUGUAGUAGUUAGGAAUUUGCAUCAUGACGACUAGGGUGUUGUCGUUUUUUUACCGACUAUGAUUUAUUUGAAAUUAGUCAGCCUGGCAUGAAGAGUUUUUUUUUCAGAUGGUGUAAAGGAACAUUUAAAUCUUGCAAUGUAUGGCAUUACAGCCAUUGCGGCAUUCUCAUUUUAUUGCAGAAAUUUGUAUGUCAAAUCAGAUAUCCCAUGAAGAGUGGCUUUUGUUAUUUAAACAUAUUUUCUUAUUGAUUUGCUAUGCCAAUCUGGGAUUUUGAUUCCUGAGAAAAUUGCGUUCAGACGAACAACUGUUUGCAUGGAUUUUAUGAUUGAUUUAUGUUUGAUAUUGAUAUUAUCAGGUCAGUUACUUGUCCCUUAAAAUGUUUUUUGUAAUAGGUAUAUUUCUCAUAAAUAUUUCA
Bolinopsis microptera is the source of this 4785-nucleotide messenger RNA. RefSeq names its product bromodomain-containing protein 4-like. Bases 7 to 4374 code for a protein of 1455 amino acids. NCBI's taxonomy places the organism in Eukaryota, Metazoa, Ctenophora, Tentaculata, Lobata, Bolinopsidae. The transcript is spliced from 3 exons. The record is from RefSeq and is a predicted model, not a curated record.